This is a messenger RNA of Ctenopharyngodon idella (grass carp), 5954 nucleotides long. RefSeq names its product guanine nucleotide binding protein (G protein), alpha activating activity polypeptide, olfactory type 2 (gene gnal2). Gene Ontology annotation, molecular function: G-protein beta/gamma-subunit complex binding; G protein-coupled receptor binding; GTP binding. The transcript has 12 exons. The coding region runs from base 4527 to 5666 and encodes 379 amino acids. Lineage: Eukaryota; Metazoa; Chordata; Actinopteri; Cypriniformes; Xenocyprididae. Gene Ontology annotation, biological process: adenylate cyclase-modulating G protein-coupled receptor signaling pathway. The record is from RefSeq and is a predicted model, not a curated record. Gene Ontology annotation, cellular component: heterotrimeric G-protein complex.
UUUAAAGGGGACCUAUAAUGCCCUUUUUACAAGAUGUAAUAUAAAUCUCUGGUGUCAACAGAAUGUGUCUGUGAAGUGUCAGCUCAAAAUACCCCACAGAUCAUUUAUUAUAGCUUGUUAAAUUUGCCCCUUAUUUUGCCCCUGGUUUUUGUGUGUGUCCCUUUAAAUGCAAAUGAGCUGCUGCUCCCGGCCCGCUUUCCAGAAGAGGGCAGAGCUUUAACAGCUUGCGCUUCGGUUGCUCAACAACAACAAAGCUGGAGAAUCUCACGCAGCCAAAAUGAGGAUUGUCAGUAACGGUGUUCAGCCUUACAUUGUUCAAACCGGAGUCGACACUGAUGGAGAGACUCAGGAAGAAGUUACAACUUUUAGAAUGAAACUGGACGUUUCUGAAUGGUUAGUGGAUAAAUUUAUGUAGUUGCUGUGGAGUUGAUUCAACUCAUCGACUAGCAUGUGCCGUCAUGUUAAUCUUUUGUGCAAAUCCAGCGUUGAAUUGACCCUCGUUUGUGAAGCAGUCCGGCGUAAAAUGACGGCAACAACACUCUACUACAACAACUCUUCCUCUUCUUUAAAGCAGCCCAACAUGGCCUCACCCCCUUUGUUGAGUGUUCUCAGGGGCGGGGUUUAUGUACAUUUUGGAGUUUGUGAUGUCACUAACCCGGGAAGAAGCUCAUUGUAGUUCCUAUCAGCCGUUUGUUGUAGUCCUUAAACAGAAGAAAAUAUCUCCCUUUGCAUUGAACUUAUGGCGUCGUAACUUUACAGAUGUCGUUUAUGCUCAAACAGCAACAUUACACACUAACUAAAGUUAAAAAAGUGAAAUCAUUAUCAACCACCCCUUUAAUCAAAAUAAAAAUUGAAUUAUAACAAAAAUAAUUAAUACUAAAUCCAUAAAAUGAUGGGAACCCCUAAAAGGUUCUUUAUAUGAAGUGCCUGACAGAACCCUUUAAAGUUCUAUAUAGAACCUUUUCUUCCGAAUCCAGCAGUGAUUUAGGAGCUAUUUAUAAGGAGAGGGCAAAUUUGCAUGUUUUACUGGCACAUGGCUCAUUUGAACUCUGACAUAGUUGGCCAAAGUCAAAUCCAAAUACAGUGUGGCAUCUCAAAUCCUUACGCAUUCAGUGUUAUGAGACUGAAAUUUCAUAAAGGCCAGUUAAAUAAGUUGGGCUGCAGACAGAGGCGUUGUCGGUUUUUAGAAAUUGAUGAUAAAAGGAGAUAGAGAGAGAAGUCAUCCAAGAUGUGGCUUAUAAAUUAACUUUAAUGAAGGAUCUCACUGAGUUAUCUUUAAACUUUAUGAUACAGUUAUUUUUAGUUCAGAAGAAUGACACAUCCUUGGGAAUGUCUUUGUACAAGUUGUACUGUAACUACUGCUAUAUCAAGUAGUAGAUGACACAGCCCUAAAGUGAAUAUCAUUUCCUUUUAGUCGAGGUAACAGGUAGUUUUGCCAAUGGGCAAAAUAACUAGUAGCUUACAUUUAAUGAAAGUGCAGAAAUAGCCUAUUUAAUGACCUAUAUAGCACAUGUUUUGUCUAAUAAUGGAUGCCUCACGCGUAAAUAGCCAAAAGGGGUCUUGAGCUCCUAUAAGUGUUGGAAACUUUAUGGUUGUACCAUAGAGAAUCCUUUAGGGGAAAACAUGAGGUUGUCAUGCUUCCACACAAGUUGGUAUUGUUCCUUUCUGUUGCAUUGCAAUGUGAAGUGUAUGUGGUCUGUAAACUGAACUUUGUCACCCUGUAAAUAGGUUUUAUCAUUUACUGAACGUGUACUUUGGCUCUAGCGUGGCCCUAACUGCAUAUCGCUAGCUAAUUGUAAUGAACGCAUUAUGCAAUAUGCACUGAUGUUUUGAAAGAUUUGAGCUUUAGGUCAGAAACAUACAUGUGGCGUUUGUCCUUGAGUAAAUACAGGCAUCAACAAUUUUGCCAGAAACCGUCUUCCAUUUAAUCUAGUGCAGUGAAAUAAUUGUCUAUAAAUAUCAAUAUAUAUUGUAUUAAUUUCAGGAGUUUUUUGAAUAUAGUGUAAAAAAAAAAAUCCCCCCUAAUGUAACCUAAAACAUAAGUUCAGUUGCUGCCUUAAAUGCAAGUAUAAUUAAAUUAGCUGUAAGUCAUUUCAACUUUAAUUUUGCCUAGUUGAAACUUAAAAAAAUUAAGUUGAGAUUAGUUAAAUUAUUUUGAUGGGUUAAAGUAAUGAAAAAACAUAUGUUGCCUUGACUUAUUGAUCUUAUAAUUUUUUACAGUGACUCUGGUUAUGAGAGAAGUUUGAAUUAUAUUGGUUUAUUGUAUUUAUUUGAAUUGUGUUUAAUAUAUAUCUAUAUUGCAUUUAUCAGCUGUUAAAGUAGAACUUACAUAACUUAAUGCUAUUUGGUAUGAAUUAUUUUGUUUUAUUGUUUGAAAACAAUAAUUCAGACAUUCUUUAAAGCUGAGCCCAACUAUCACAUAAAUUAUGAGAUUGAGAUAUUAAAUAAUUAAUAAAACUAGAGUGGUUUCUGAAUGAACAAAACUUCACAUGAUGCUGCGGCAAUGUUGAAAUGUUUUCAAUCUAAUUUUGUUGUCUUCCUUCUUUUGGAUGGCAAAUAGUCUGGCCUAAAGUUUUUUUUUUUUUUUUUGGCAUAAGUUCUCAGUGGUUUUAUGCAUGUGUAUAUAUAUAUUGUUAUAUUAUAUAUUUUAUAUUAAAAUUUCUAAAUCUUAAUGUCAUUUAAAAUCUGCAAACCACCAUAUGGACUAUGUCAGCUUCUGUUUUCUGUAUGUUAAACCCAUUUGAGCCACUAGAAGACAUUUUCUGACCUUGCAUAUCUCAGUGGAUGUGCUGGAAAUUAUGCUUUUACAUUUUUCUUCCUCAUAAUUUCAAUCCAUGUUCGAUUUGUACUCACAAGAAUGGUGCUAGUGGUCAUAUUUCAUGGUUUUCCACAGUUGCUUAAUGGUUUAACCAUACACUCUUCAUUUCACAUGAAUUUUUAAGCUUUUUUUUUUUUUUUUAGAAUUUAUAUGAGAAGUGAAAGUCAUAUGUUGUUCUUGAGUGUAAAAUAAGAGAACUGCAGUUUCUAAAGAAGUUAUUUGAGGACAUGCUAUUUUAUGAUCAAAUAUUUCUGUUCAGUGCUGAUAUGAUCCAGCCAGGCCAAAUAAUUAACGUUAUAAAAAAUUAUUAAUAAGAUUAAAUAAGGAAUAUUGACUGUUUCUAGGUAAAUCAGACUUUCUUGUUGAAGUCACUGUUAAGGAAAUAAUUUUAUUUCCUUUAUAGUAAGCAUUUAUUUAGUGAAACACAUCUAGUUAGUGGUGGUAAAUUCACUCCCUUCCAGGUCUGGCAAUACCAUUGGAGUAAAAGGGGUUGUGCACUAACUCAAAAAUGGUAUUUUAGGAUGAAUUUGUGGUUAUUAAACAAAAUUUCCCUUUUUUGAAAUAGUCGGUGUGAUAACACAGUCUUCCUCCUUUUUAUUUUAAUCAUUUAAUAAUGUUUUUACUCUGUCACAUUUCUGUAUUUAACUGGCAAAAUGGCAAUAGCAUGUCUAAAUUAUAUAGGAUAAGAUAAAGUACACAACAACGAAAUGGGGUUAGCAGCUCUAAAAGACGCCUAAGUAAUAGACAGUAAGUAAUAAAUAACUAGUAAAAUAACAAUAAACAGUAUAAAUUAAACAAUAUAAACAUUAGUUCAGCCACAGUAUAGUGUUGUAAAGUGAGGUAGUGCAAGAGUAUUUUAAAACAGCAUCAGUGUUGUGCGUAUGUUCGUAAUUGUAAAUAAUGUUCACAGUAAAACAGUAUAUAAUAACAAUAUAUAUAUAUAUAAUGCAGUCGUCUGAGUGUGGUUUUAGAGGGGGCAGAUAAGCUUAGACUGGUUUAAUAUUUGUUUUUUUUUCUCCAGUUAUAAAACUUGACGGACUUUAGGACCCAGCCAUUCGUCUGCUACAAUGAUGUAGCAGACCAUCUUAAACCAUUUAAGAUCAGCAAAACCAGCUUAGACUAGUUUAAUAUGUUUUUUUCCAGUAUAAAACGACAGACUUUGAGCGCCAGUCAUUCAUCUGCUACAUUGUCACAUUCGCUACACUUUACAUUGUAACAUUUUUCACUCACGUUGUUACGUUGAAACAUCCGUUCGAUCUCGUUCGUUACAGUGUUUCGACAGUCAGUCAGCGAUACUUUGUAACAGUUUUCCUGGUUCCGGUCAAUACCAGGUGUGACAGACAGAGGCAGUGCUGAGUUACAGACUACAGCAGAGAUACAGGCAGAGAAUAUCACAUAGAAAAAAUACAGAGAGGGCGAGAGAACAGAAGAGAAGGGAAGAGCGCCUGGCAGGGGCUCACAGAGACCCCCGGAUCCAGAUGCAAGUUCAUAUCCCACCUUACCGAUCGAUAUGUGAUCAAUUUUAUCAAUCCCGUCUCUUGAAUGACGCCCGGACUGCUUGAGACGUUGUAACAGGGAGGAGAAACAAAAACCUUCCCGGCGACCUUUUUUUUUUUUCUGUCUAUUGUGGAUCAUUUUCUCUCUUUGGAAUCGGAAUUGGAUUGAUCAUUCAUAAGGACAGCGCACAGAUUGGCUUCGAGGGAGUAAGAUGGGGUGUUUGGGGAGCAGUAAAACCGAAGACCAGCGCAUCGACGAGAAAACACAGCGAGAGGCCAACAAGAAAAUAGAGAAACAGUUGCAAAAAGAGAGACAGGCUUAUAAAGCCACACAUCGACUGUUGUUGUUGGGGGCUGGUGAAUCGGGCAAAAGCACUAUCGUGAAGCAGAUGAAAAUUCUUCACGUCAACGGGUUUAAUGCGGAGGAAAAGAAACAGAAAAUUCAAGACAUUCGCAAAAAUGUGAAGGACGCCAUCGUGACUAUAGUGUCUGCAAUGAGCACUUUAAUACCACCCGUCCCACUCGCUAAUCCAGAGGACCAGUUUAGGAUCGACUAUAUCAAAAGCAUAGCGCCGCUCUCUGACUUUGAUUAUACACAGGAGUUUUUUGACCAUGCGAAGAAGCUCUGGGAUGAUGAAGGCGUUAAGGCGUGUUACGAACGGUCCAACGAAUAUCAACUAAUCGACUGUGCGCAUUACUUUCUUGACCGGAUUGAUGCAGUAAGACAAAGCGACUACACACCAACAGACCAGGACUUGCUUCGCUGCAGAGUGUUAACAUCAGGGAUUUUUGAGACGCGAUUUCAAGUAGACAAAGUCAACUUUCAUAUGUUUGAUGUCGGAGGUCAGAGAGACGAAAGACGAAAAUGGAUUCAGUGUUUUAAUGACGUCACAGCGAUCAUCUUUGUGGUAGCGAGCAGCAGCUACAACAUGGUCAUAAGGGAAGACAACAACACAAACAGGCUACGGGAAGCACUUGCUCUUUUUCGCAGUAUCUGGAACAACAGAUGGUUACGAACAAUUUCUGUCAUAUUGUUCCUUAACAAACAGGACAUGCUGGCAGAGAAAGUAUUAGCUGGGAAAUCUAAAAUUGAAGAUUAUUUCCCUGAAUAUGCUUGUUACACCAUACCAGAUAAAGUAACUCCUGAACCAGGUGAAGAUCCCAGAGUGACAAGAGCCAAGUUUUUCAUUCGUGAUGAGUUUCUGAGGAUCAGUACAGAAAGCGGAGACGGCCGUCACUACUGUUACCCCCAUUUUACAUGCGCAGUGGACACAGAAAACAUCCGCCGGGUCUUCAAUGACUGCCGAGACAUUAUCCAGAGAAUGCACCUGCGCCAGUACGAGCUCUUGUGAACCCACUUCGGCUCGCCGGGACCCUUGUGCUCUUUACGAACGUGUCUCCAAACUCCCACACUCACGAGGCCAAAACCGCAGACAAAGAAUACUACUGACGUUUGGAACACCACCCUUCGGUUUUUAGUUGUUUUAUUUUAACUCGUGAUUCGGGUCGGUCGGUGGGGUGGAAAGACGGAGAGGGUCACUGGGUUUUUCCCCACGUUUUUAUUUGGAUUGCCUUUAUUUUUGCCAUUCCUUGAAGCCUUUGGCUACCUCCUUUUUUUUUUUUUUUUUUUUUUUUUUUUU